AUGAAGGUUUCCCACUACGGCCACGGCCACUCUGGGUUUGGGGAGGUAGUACUCCUGCAAUUUGUGGGGGAAUUGCUCGUUCACGCUGACAGUCUCGUAGUCAUUGAGGAUGAACCUUGUAAUGUGACUUGCCGUGCGGUGGGCUGGAACCCGCUCCCGGAACUUUCCUGGGAGCUCUGCGUCCCCGUGAGCGAUUCAAGCUUUCGCUCCGUUCUGGAGCCGGACGACCCUACAAGUGUCCUGAGCAUCCUGACUCUGACGCCGACAGGCAGUGGGAACCUGACUUGCGUGGCUAAGAUGAAGGGGCUGCAGGCCCGCCAUUCUUUCAUGAUAAGCCUUACUGUGGCUCCGCCUCACUCGGGUGCCUCGUUGCCUACCUGGGCCCUGGCCCUACUUGUAGUGUCAUUCUUGUUGCUUUUCAUCCUGAUCAUUUUUCUGAUUGUAAUCUUCUACUUCUGUGUCUCCCGGAGAGAGAAAACAGAAUCCAGUUCUCUAAGGAAAGCUGCAGAUGUGGAGACAAACCAAGAAACUUUUGAGCCAAAGUUAAAAGGUGGAAAUGAGAACUAUGGCUACAAUGCAGAGUCGGCUUCCUCCCCUGCCAAGUCCCCUGGCCCCAGCCUUCCUGCGCAGCAGAGCAGCAGGCAGCCGCAGCAGGCGACGAAGCAGGCGACGAAGCAGGUGACGAAGCAGGUGACGAAGCAGGCGACGAAGCCGGAACCCAAGCUCCAUCAGCAGGCCCCAACGAGUCGCCCGCACCCGGUCAGUCCCAGGGUGACCAGGAACGUGACCUUAGUGUAGCGAGGGUGCUGCACUUGGCUGAUGACCUGCACCACGGCCGGGCCAGCACUGCUCUCCAGAGGCCCAGCCCGCGGCGUUACCCGGAAGCGGCGAUGUUGGAAUCAUUGAAACGGAUAUUUCAGUGAGAGAAGGAACCAUUGUUCCCAACUUCCCAAGUAGAAGUUCACUUUUAAUGUGUUUCAAGAUUCCAGAGACUUCUGUAAAGUUACUAAGUCACUGCACACUCCUGCUUGCUGGUCCAAUGAGUCGAUAGCCUGCCAUGACUUUAAACAUGUUUUUGUCACCUUACAUCAUAUAAAGUUUAUAUGUGUG
Molecule: messenger RNA, 1110 nt
Organism: Myotis lucifugus (little brown bat)
Lineage: Eukaryota; Metazoa; Chordata; Mammalia; Chiroptera; Vespertilionidae
Gene: IGSF5
Product: immunoglobulin superfamily member 5
Exons: 7
Coding region: 1-798 (265 amino acids)
Biological process (GO): cell-cell adhesion
Source: RefSeq, a predicted model, not a curated record